GACGUGGAAAUGGGAGAGAUAGCCGCCAUAUGUUCAAGGAAACCUAAAACCUAAGAAGCCCCAAGUGAAAAAUCUCCGUUUCUCUGUGGAUUCGAAUGCUGUGAAUUUGUCCUCUCUUUUCUCUCUCCCCCCGCUCCAUGGAUUCGACCGAUUUGGGCUAUUCCCCUCCUCAUGAUGGCGGCUCGAAGCCUUCGUUUCAUCCUGAUUCACCCUCAGCUGAUGAUAAGGAACGAACUACACACAUAAGGUUCCUUGUGUCAAAUACUGCAGCUGGUUCAAUCAUUGGAAAGGGUGGAUCAACAAUUACUGAGUUUCAGUCCCAAUCAGGGGCUCGCAUUCAGUUGUCACGAAACCAUGAAUUUUUUCCUGGAACACCUGAUAGGAUAAUCAUGCUUUCUGGUGGAUUUAAUGAAAUAUUUAAAGCAAUGGAGUUGAUUCUUGAUAAAUUGUUGAAUGAGGAUGAAGACAAUCAUGAUGGUGAUGCCAGGACAAAAGUGAGACUUAUUGUUCCAAAUAGUUCAUGUGGUGCCAUUAUUGGAAAAGGUGGAUCUACCAUAAAGUCAUUUAUCGAAGAAUCCCAGGCUGAUAUCAAGAUAUCACCUCAAGAUAAUAAUUAUGCUGGGUUCACUGAUAGGCUAGUUACUGUGACUGGAUCUUUGGAGGAACAAAUGCGAGCAAUCUAUCUAAUAAUGUCAAAGUUAGCAGAAGAUGCUCAUUACCCACAAUCAUUGAACUCACCAUUUCCAUAUGGAGGAGUGAAUUUUUCUGGCUAUCCUGCUGCUAGUGUUGGCUACAUGAUACCUUCUGUAGCGUACAAUGCAACUAAUUAUGGACCUAAUGGCAUUGGAGGAAGGCACGCAAGUUCCAAGGGUGCAACUUCGGCCAGGUCACCUGCAGGGCCCACUGAUGCUCAAGGCAGUCCAGUGACUUUCGGCGUUGCAGAUGAACAUAUUGGAGCCGUAGUUGGUCGUGGGGGCAGAAACAUUAUGGAAAUUACUCAGAUUAGUGGUGCCAAGAUCAAAAUUUCAGAUAGAGGAGAUUUCAUGUCAGGCACUUCUGAUAGGAAAGUAACGAUUACGGGAGCUCCUGAAGCAAUUCGUACAGCUCAGGCUUUGAUAAUGCAGAGGGUUUCUGCUAAUACUGAGAGGUGAUAUUUACGGUUUGAUUCCCAUUCCACUAAGCUUCUGCCCUCAUGGGAGAUGCAUCUUGCGCCAAUUAACAUUAAUUCAGUACCAGCUUUUGGGAAGUUUCUCACGCUUGAUUUAAUGAGAUUUUGAGGAAAUUUCUGUCAGAUGAGAAAAAGACUAGCACAUUGGGUGGAAAUAUAUUGCUGAGUUUGUCCUUUUGUAGUAAUUUUGUUUUUUGAUCAGUGAGUUAGCAAGGCUUUUCGUACCGUUGGAUUAAUACGAAUUUCAAGUUCUUAAAUUCAAAUUUGUGAUCCUCUUCACAUUUCGUAGUUGAAUUUGACCUUUUUA
Molecule: messenger RNA, 1475 nt
Organism: Dendrobium catenatum
Lineage: Eukaryota; Viridiplantae; Streptophyta; Magnoliopsida; Asparagales; Orchidaceae
Product: protein BTR1
Exons: 8
Coding region: 138-1151 (337 amino acids)
Biological process (GO): regulation of gene expression
Cellular component (GO): cytoplasm; cytosol
Molecular function (GO): mRNA binding
Source: RefSeq, a predicted model, not a curated record